CGAUCCUGAAACGAACAACAAUAUYCCAAGGGUGUGUUCAUUCCGUAUCAUUCCUUGAAAGCAGSGAAAAUACAAUGGCGAAUCGGAAAACCAUGUCGAAACAGUCGGCUUUGUUCUGCGUGKUGAUGGCUUCCUGUGCCUUGCUGGCGGAAGGAUUUCUUCCUUGGUGUCCCGCCAAGCAGGCUUCGACGACCCAAACAGCGAMAACGACAACACCUGUCGCUUCCAAGGUCGCGUUGUCCUUGCUGGGUUCGAACAACGGCGAGGUCGGAAAGGGAGACAACUGGCUCGAAAAAUCCUUCCCGGUCGGCACCGACGAAAAAAUCAGCCCGAAAUCCAUCGAAGACUACAACGUCGGGGUUUCGGGAAGGGAUUUCCAGACGGGGCCGCUGAGCAAGCGGAUGUACGACGCCAUUUCUUCCAUGAACAACCAGAUGGAGAUGAGCGACGAAAUCAGGCAGGCCUUCCACCUGUACGCGAUGGACUUUACGGCCAAGGAGGCAACGGGGGCGGCCCUGAGACAGAACGGAUUGCAGAUGAUGCUCAUGGAAGAGGAAGAAGACCAGGGGAUGUGGGGGGACGUCGAGGCGGUCCGCCUCUACGACAGCUCUGAGAAACCUGGCAGCAAACUCUACGACUCGCUGGAAGAAGCGAUCGUGGACUGGACGCCCGGGCAGACCUUUGACUUCGUGGUCCGCCAGGUUCCGGCAAAGAUGAGGGAGCUCAGCGUCGACGAGCUGGURCAGGCCCUGGACCCGGAGGGCAAGCUGCGCGAGGAGGCCAAGGAACGCCGGGGCGACGACGAGGGGGAGCCGGACGAGGAGGCCCUCCUAUCGAUCAUCGACGACGGGAUGACGUCCCUUUCGGACCUCGCCAGCGACAACGUCCGGAGGGUGGAGGAGGCACCCCGGGGAUCGACGGAUGCSGAGAACGCGUACGGCGGGGCCGAUUCCAGGGGGUACCGCGUCAUCAAGCGGAGCGACCUGUCGCGGGAUUCCAUCAACGACGACGGGACCGAAAACGACCAGAGUAAGUAUUGUUUGGAARCAUUCUCUCGCUGUUCUGGGUGGAUUSGCGUACCUUUGUGGUUUGCUCUGACGACAAACCGCCAACCUUUUGUUUCUUCUUCAUUGCACCAGCCGUCCUUCACGUUAUGAAUGCGUUGGUGGCGCACGGAGUCCUGCUCGUCGAUCUCACCGAUGGAGGUGCUUCCUUCAAGGACGCGGAGGUGAUGAGCCGCAUGUGGAAGACRGCGGACGAGUUCUUYGAAAAGGCUUCGGAUCCGGCCGUGGCCGAGGGUCUCCCAGGCAUGACCACGGUCAUGGAGACGGGAUCCCAGCACGCCAUGGUGGGCUACAGCGARUACGACUCGGGUUCCAUGAAGUUUCUCGAGACGCGGCGGGAACGAKCCAGCGGGACCAUCCUYCCCGAGAAAACCAGGGACGUCGUGGGAGAGGACGGAAUCUCGGCGCUGAGAUCCUCCUUCGACCUCAUCGCCCAGGCAGGAAAGGACGUCGUCCGGAUCGCGGUGGCCGCGAGCAGCGUGGAGAACGGGGCCUUYUUCGACUCGGACGCCGAAGACGAGGAGGCAGCCGAGCGCGACCAGAUGAUCCGGGCGUCCCAGGGAGCCACGCUGCUGGCCAACGAGCUCGUSGACGACGGAAAGCCCCUCCCGUCGGGGGUCCAAAUCGACCACUCGGAGGGCAAGGCAUCGAUGAGCCCCUAUCGGCUCUGCCGGUACACCGACGCCAGGGAGGAAACCGGCAGCUCCCGCGAGGUAUUUGGCGCCCACACGGAUACGUCCUUCGUCACCGCCGUUCCCGUAGCGGAAAUCAGCGGCCUGGAGGUCUACGACGAGGCCGCGGAGAAGUGGUACCGACCGGARMUCCGGGCCAGGAGGCACUGGGAGGAAGAGCAGGCCGCACUGGGAAGGGAUCCCUCCCUCCAGUACGACGAAACGAGCGACGGCACCCAGAUCCCGUGGCACUCUCGCUACCUGGCCAUCAUGCCCGGCGAGAACCUGCAGCUCGCGACGCGGAACGAGAUCCCGGCCGCGAUMCACCGGGUGGUCGCCGUCAAGGGCGGUCCAGCACGGGUGAGCGCACCSGUCCUGCUGCGCGGGAGGCCGGGGACCAAGUUCCUGACCGACCGGUACAUCGGGGGCUGGCUUGGAGACCAGCUCAUACUGGACGCCGACGGCCUGUCGAUGGAGGAGAUUCACGAGAAAAACCAGCCACAAUCCUUUCAAUGAUAGAUGCUUCGUUGCACUGUGUGCUCGUUUGUAGAAACUUAGCUGGCCUUGGGCUCAUGCGUAUGCGUACUCAUGUUUAUAUUUGUAUCUCCUAGACGCUAGUACAGUGCAUACAAUCAAAAACGAAUUGUUUC
Molecule: messenger RNA, 2385 nt
Organism: Pseudo-nitzschia multistriata
Lineage: Eukaryota; Bacillariophyta; Bacillariophyceae; Bacillariales; Bacillariaceae
Source: the annotation of a GenBank genome assembly